Syngnathus typhle (broad-nosed pipefish) is the source of this 828-nucleotide messenger RNA. Its product is annotated as T-cell leukemia homeobox protein 3-like. Gene Ontology annotation, cellular component: nucleus. The record is from RefSeq and is a predicted model, not a curated record. NCBI's taxonomy places the organism in Eukaryota, Metazoa, Chordata, Actinopteri, Syngnathiformes, Syngnathidae. Gene Ontology annotation, biological process: regulation of transcription by RNA polymerase II; animal organ development. The transcript has 3 exons. Gene Ontology annotation, molecular function: DNA-binding transcription factor activity, RNA polymerase II-specific; RNA polymerase II cis-regulatory region sequence-specific DNA binding. The coding region runs from base 1 to 828 and encodes 275 amino acids.
AUGGACCAAGCACCGAGCCCUCCUCCUAAAUCGACCCAGCACGAACCCAUCAGCUUCGGAAUCGAUCAGAUCUUGGGAGCCGGGACGGAGUCAGACAACGGGCCUGGAAGACAUCGCAAUGUAAGCGGCGGGGACGGUUACUACAGCUUAGGGAGCCCGACCGGGAGCAGCGCGCCUGCCUACACGGCUUUGUCCAUCUCCCUGUCCGGUGUCAUGCCCCCGGCGGAGGCGUCGGUCUCGUACGGGGAGAGCAGGAGUGUGGGAAGCCGAGGAGUGAUUCGAGUGCCGGCCCACAGACCUAUGGCAGCGCCGGGACCGCAAACCCCGGUUCAGAGCGCCGUGCCGGGCUUUGGGGGUCUGUGUUUCCCCUGGAUAGGAAACCGCUUCGCUAAGGAAAGAAUAUCUGCGGCUCUGGUUCCAUUCUCGGUGACGCGGCGGAUAGGCCACCCGUACCAGAACCGGACGCCCCCCAAAAGGAAAAAGCCGCGCACGUCCUUUUCAAGAGUGCAGAUCUGCGAGUUGGAGAAACGUUUCCACCGCCAGAAGUACUUGGCCAGCGCCGAGAGGGCAGCCCUUGCCAAAAGCCUCAAAAUGACCGACGCGCAGGUCAAAACCUGGUUCCAGAACCGCAGAACCAAGUGGAGGAGGCAGACAGCGGAGGAGCGGGAGGCGGAGCGCCAGCAGGCCAAUCGGCUCAUCCUGCAGCUGCAGCAGUCCGCCCUGCACAAGUCCCUGGGCGAAUCCGCUGUGUCUGACCCGCUGUGCGCGCACAAUUCCUCCCUCUAUGCCCUGCAGAACCUGCAGCCAUGGGCCGAGGACAGAGAGUAG